CAUCAGACGAAAGCAUGAAACAACAAUUCACUCGUUCGCCACAAAUCCGUUCGCGAUCGAAUCGUCGAGAUCGGCGUAUUUUUUUGCACGAUUAUUAUUAACAAUAUUAUUUAUACUUCUGGAAGCAUGUUUAUUGCUUGAUAGCGUGUACUCACUACUUACCGACGUCACAUACUCACGGUUGUGUAACACAUUCUGUCAGAAAUAUGGUGCUCCUCGAAAAGAAUAAAUUUUUGGAAGAGCUAAACAUUUUGUUUAAUACAUCUCAGUCAUCUGGAUCAGUGAGAAUAACAAUGAAAUUAUUGCUACUGAAUAAAAAAGACCCAAAGGAACAAAAACUUAAAAUUGAAGUACCCAAGGAAAAAGUAUGUUUAAUCAGGGCUACAUUCAAAAACAAAAAAUUGAGCACCAGAAUAACUGCCGAUGAAGUGAGUUCAUUUCAAGAAGAGUAUUGUGCAUUGUUGAAAAAUUCGUUAAGUAGUUUGAAAAAAACUAAAAAGUUAAAGAAAAAAGUCAUGUCUUAAAAGUGUACAACAUUGUUUGUAAUGUUUCAACUAUUUUUUCAAACAUAUAAUGUAUUUAUGACUUGUACACAGUUAAUGUAUUUUUUAUUAAAGUAAGAUUUUACAAUAUA
Molecule: messenger RNA, 634 nt
Organism: Myzus persicae (green peach aphid)
Lineage: Eukaryota; Metazoa; Arthropoda; Insecta; Hemiptera; Aphididae
Exons: 4
Coding region: 207-524 (105 amino acids)
Biological process (GO): SRP-dependent cotranslational protein targeting to membrane
Cellular component (GO): signal recognition particle, endoplasmic reticulum targeting
Molecular function (GO): 7S RNA binding; endoplasmic reticulum signal sequence receptor activity
Source: RefSeq, a predicted model, not a curated record